GAAGAUGUCUCGUGUUGACGUUAAAAAGCCUUCCCGCUGUUCCAGUGAGCCUUUAACCAAGGAGGCCGUUAGCCACGCUCUCUCUGUGUUCAGUAAAAUAUUGAUGUCCUGCUAUGGCCCCACUGGUAGGUUUAAACAGCUCCACAAUGGCGUGGGGGGCUGCGUUCGCACCACAUCCCAGUCUUCGGCUUUGCUCAGUGGCCUUUCAGUCACUCACCCAGUGUUAAAGCUUCUGACAGCGUCCGUGCAGAACCAUCUUGCACACUUUAGCGACUGUGGCUUAUUCACUGCCAUCCUUUGCUGCAGCCUGCUCGAAAAAGCAGCCUCCAUACAUGUUGCACCAUGUCUUUUUAUUAAGAUCAGCUGUCACCUCUUGAACCUGUGCAUCGAUUACCUUGGAUCGGAAGCAUGCGGCUGCAGAGUGCCAGUGGAUUUCAGCAACUCAAAGGUUCCCCUUAGCCUGGUCCGCAGUAUUUUAACCAGCAAGCGUGCCUGCAGUCUUAGCCGAAAGGAAGCUGAUCAUAUCAGCACUUUGGUAUUAAAGGCCUUUCUAUUUACAAUCCCACAAAGUGUUGAAACCAGGCUGGCACUAGGGAAGUGUCUUUACAUUCCUGUCAAAAAUAGGAGAGUGCUGGAUUCUGCUGUAUAUCCUGGACUUCUGAUUGAAAUACCGGAAUCGCAUCCCGCAAGAAUGCUUCCUGUCAAAAGAGCUACUUCAUGCACAAUCAAGAUGGUUCUUUUCUGUGUAUCUCUGUCUGGGGAUUUGGCUGAGAGUGUGGAAGGAGUCAUCACUGUCUGUCAAGGAGUUUCUCUAGAAGCAGCAGUCUUACAGCAGUUGCUUGCGUUAGGCAAGCAAAUAGUCAGGGAUGGCGUGAGUCUUGUGGUAUGUCAGAAGGUUAUCCACCCAGCCCUUAGACAGUACCUGAUGGAGAAUCACGUGGUUGCUGUAGAAAGAGUUGGAAUAGCAGUGAUGGAGCCCCUGAAGCAAAUGACAGGUUCCCAGCCAGUAGCGUCUCUACAGAUUCUGUCCCCCACUUGCUAUGGUCAUCUGAAGGAUCUGCAGACUCUGUAUUUUGCUUCAAAAUGGUUCUUGCAUCUAAUUCCCAAUGAUCCAAUUGUUUGCAGCCUGAUGCUUUGUAACAGAAAUGAAACUACAUGGGAUGAACUGAAGCUUGCUUGUCAGACUGCAGAACAUGCUUUGCAGUUCACCAUCAGUGACCCCUGGGUAUUGUUAGGUGGUGGCUGUACAGAAACUCAUUUGUCCUCGUACAUAAGGCAUGCGAGUGGUAAUGUGACGAUCAGCACCUUAGAAGAUCUGUGCUGUUCUUGGGCAGACUUUCAGCUGGUUGCAGAUGGUUUCUGCCGUUCCCUCGCAUCCAUAGCCCACUGCCUAGAGCACGAUGGUGGGGACAGUCUGAUUGACACAGACUGGGGUCAUUUUUGGCCCAUUCCACCCGAUGUUCCUAGCGAGUCUGAUUGGUCAGAUGUCGUUUGGAAGUGCGGUUGCGGCCUUUGUGAUAAGCAACAAACCCACUAUUGGAGGAUGCUACGCUGUCCUUCUGAGCCUUUCCUCCCCAAAAGUUGUAUUAAUGAGCUUUCCAUAACUUCUGCUGCCAAUCUAAUUCUGGACUGUUUUGCUGCCAAAAGGAAUGGCCUGCAAGUGGCAGUGGAAACAGCUCACCUGCUUUUAGAUCUGUCCUAUAUAAUUGAAGAUAGUAAUUAGUUUUCUUAGCACAUCUUGGCCUUCCAGCUUAUUCCCCACACCAUUUCUCCAUCCAACUGCAUCACUUUCCACCCCACAGGAAUCUUUUAACAAAGACUGAGCCCAUGAAACAGUAUUCAGUGUCACAAAAAGGACUACCUUUGGAGGGAAAACCCGAUUCGCUUUGUACCUCCUUCAUUGUUGCCUCUUUAUUUAUUAGGAAUAGCAAAAAGACAAUUGGGAAUAGCUCAUUUCCUGGCACAAAAUUAAUAUUUCUAGUUUGUUGCCGUUUGUUAAAAUUCAUAUCUAACUGAAUACCUCCCCAAAGGGCCACCUGGCACUGAUGUUUAUUCUUUUCGGCAUCAGGUAAAAACCUUCUUAUUUCCCAUUAUUUUAAUGUUUGUUGGAUUUAACUGGGG
Molecule: messenger RNA, 2121 nt
Organism: Varanus komodoensis (Komodo dragon)
Lineage: Eukaryota; Metazoa; Chordata; Lepidosauria; Squamata; Varanidae
Product: McKusick-Kaufman/Bardet-Biedl syndromes putative chaperonin-like
Exons: 4
Coding region: 5-1723 (572 amino acids)
Biological process (GO): intracellular transport; chaperone-mediated protein complex assembly; protein folding
Cellular component (GO): cytoplasm; kinociliary basal body; nucleus
Molecular function (GO): ATP binding
Source: RefSeq, a predicted model, not a curated record